Messenger RNA from Panicum hallii, 1902 nucleotides. Its product is annotated as probable glucuronosyltransferase Os01g0926400. The transcript has 4 exons. Gene Ontology annotation, molecular function: glycosyltransferase activity. Bases 379 to 1638 code for a protein of 419 amino acids. Lineage: Eukaryota; Viridiplantae; Streptophyta; Magnoliopsida; Poales; Poaceae. Gene Ontology annotation, biological process: plant-type secondary cell wall biogenesis; glucuronoxylan biosynthetic process. The record is from RefSeq and is a predicted model, not a curated record.
CUUCUUCCCCCGCCCGCCCGCCCUCCCCCCGCGUGCGGGCGAGAGCACCAGCAGAUUCCGCUUCCAAUUCCGCCGCCGCCGCGGCCUUGACCGCCUCGCCUCACCCGUCGCCACCGGCCUGGUCACCUCCCAUUCUACUCCGUGCCAUAGGGGCCUGACAGGGACAGCCUACCGGCCCAGCGGAGGACGGCGUCAGGACAAGUGCUCCCGAGCAACAAGUAUACCGGCAGCGCUUCGCUGCCGCUCGGUGCUCGAGCUCCACAUACACCAGCAGGCUGCUGCAGCAGCACGCCAGCACGAGCGGGAGCGGGAGGGAGGAGGGAGCGCUAGCUGCUUGAUUCGGUCAACUCCUGCGCGCCCGCGGCAGGAUCAAGGCCAAUGGGGCGGCAGCGGAGGCCGUGGGCGGCGGCGGCCGCCGCCGCUGUUCUGCUCGUCGCAUCCUGCGUCGCGGCGGCGCCGCUGCAGCAGCAGCACAAGCACGCCAGGAUCUCAGGAGACGCCGGCGGCGUGCUGGAUGACAACCCGGUGGGGAAGCUGAAGGUGUUCGUGUACGAGAUGCCGCGCAAGUACAACCAGAUGCUGCUGGCCAAGGACAGCCGGUGCCUGCAUCACAUGUUCGCGGCCGAGAUCUUCAUGCACCAGUUCCUGCUGUCCAGCGCGGUGCGGACGCUGGACCCGGAGGAGGCCGACUGGUUCUACACCCCCGUCUACACCACCUGCGACCUCACGCCGCAGGGCUUCCCCCUCCCGUUCCGGGCGCCGCGGAUCAUGCGCAGCGCCAUCAAGUACGUCGCCACCACGUGGCCCUACUGGAACAGGACCGAGGGCGCCGACCACUUCUUCCUCACGCCCCACGACUUCGGCGCCUGCUUCCACUACCAGGAGGAGCGGGCGAUGGAGAGGGGCAUCCUGCCGCUGCUCCGGCGCGCGACGCUGGUGCAGACGUUCGGGCAGCGGAACCACGUGUGCUUGCAGGACGGAUCCAUCACCAUCCCGCCCUACGCCAACCCGCACAAGAUGCAGGCGCACCUCAUCAACCCCGGCACGCCGCGCUCCAUCUUCGUCUACUUCCGCGGCCUCUUCUACGACAUGGGCAACGACCCCGAGGGCGGCUACUACGCCAGGGGCGCGCGCGCGUCGGUGUGGGAGAACUUCAAGGACAACCCGCUGUUCGACAUCUCGACGGAGCACCCGUCGACGUACUACGAGGACAUGCAGCGCGCCAUCUUCUGCCUGUGCCCGCUGGGGUGGGCGCCGUGGAGCCCGCGGCUGGUGGAGGCGGUGGUGUUCGGCUGCAUCCCGGUGAUCAUCGCCGACGACAUCGUGCUGCCCUUCGCGGACGCCAUCCCCUGGGAGCAGAUCAGCGUGUUCGUGGCGGAGCGCGACGUGCCGCGCCUCGACUCCAUCCUCACCUCCAUCCCGCUCCAGGACAUCCUCCGGAAGCAGCGCCUGCUCGCCGGCGCGUCCGUCAAGCAGGCGCUGCUCUUCCACCAGCCAGCCAGGCCCGGGGACGCCUUCGACCAGGUACUCAACGGGCUGGCGCGCAAGCUGCCGCACGGCAAGGGCGUGUUCCUCCAGCCCGGGGAGAAGGUGCUCGACUGGGACGCCGGGCUGGAGAGCGACCUCAAGCCCUGGUAGGCGCAGCAGCGCCUGCUUUCACAUUUCUUCAUGUUCUUUUGUUUUCUUUUCUUUUACAUCCGUCGAUGGAUGGAUGGAUGGAUCACGCAUUAGUUUGUGCACGACCAGUUUACACGCAGCAGCAAUAUAGAGUGAGAUUUCUCGGGAGAUAUGGGAGAGGCAGCCCUUGUGUGAUUUAGAUUUAGUGGUCACUGCAUCGAUGGUUGCCAUGUGUUUUAGCAUUUGUAAAUCGAGCUAAUUAACCCGUUCUGCUUUUACUUGAUC